Gregarina niphandrodes is the source of this 933-nucleotide messenger RNA. Its product is annotated as glycoside hydrolase family 47 protein. Lineage: Eukaryota; Apicomplexa; Conoidasida; Eugregarinorida; Gregarinidae. The transcript has 2 exons. The record is from RefSeq and is a predicted model, not a curated record. The coding region runs from base 1 to 933 and encodes 310 amino acids.
AUGACGGGACGGUGCGAAUACUUCGAUCUCAGUCUUGCCAACAUGCUAGGCUACCUUGACGUCACCGACUGGAACGGAACUCUACUCACCAAAACCCUCACCGUUAACAAAGACUACGUACUCAAGGGCCUCCUACACAACGCAGGGGCAGAAACGGAUUCUGCCUAUGAAUAUCUGAUCAAACUUGCACUAGUACUCAACGGCAAACCAACCACUACCAACCAAGUCACUACCAACCAAGUCACUACCAACCAAGUCACUACUACAAAUCAAAUAUUCCCUGAGCUUCUUUCCAACAAAAUGUACUACUAUAUACCCGGCAUCGGCAACAUUUCCGGUGUUGGUAACAUUUCCGGGACCGGUAACAUUCCUGGCAUCGACCAAUCCUCGGUCAGAUCCACAAUCGAAGAAAUCCUCCAGUUCAUUUUGCCUGUACCGAAUCACCGGAGCAUGCCCGUGCCCAAACUGCCUUUCCAUGAAUACUAUUCCGACCUCACCUUUCUGGACCUGGAUACUCUCUGGACCAUUCACCAAACACCCGGUAAAUCAGUGUCACCGAGCUUUUUCCAAAGCCGAGCUGCACCGACGCAAGCUGCAUCUACAAAGACUGCAUCUAGUAAAGCUGCUACGACGAAAGCUGCUACCACAGAAACUGCACCAACCAAAACUGUAUCCGGGAAAGCCGCUGUACCAGAUCACCAGCACCUGGGUUGCUUCAUCGGCGGCCUACUUCGACGAGCUCGCCACCUCCCGUUCCUCACCAACCAACUUCGAGACAAACUCACGACCGUCGCCGACAAGAACCAGACGUCGCUACAGAACCAGACGUCGCUACAGAAGGCCGACACCGGUGGAGUGGUGGCCCUGGCUCAAGUGGUCGUGGCUCAAAUGGUCAUCGCUCGAGUGAUCAACGCCAGGUCCUGGAGAGAGUAG